Molecule: messenger RNA, 6780 nt
Organism: Cladocopium goreaui
Lineage: Eukaryota; Dinophyceae; Suessiales; Symbiodiniaceae
Source: the annotation of a GenBank genome assembly
AUGGAAGGCGCAGAAGUGUCACACAACAUGAAGUCUAUGAAGCACACACCCAGUGACACAAAGCGACAUGACACACGGCCAGAAACAUGCAAGAUAGCAGCCCACUGGCCUCUCCCACAACGGCAAAGACCAGUAGUCAAGAGGAGCAUCCGACGUGCCUAUGCCAGAGCUCUCCAGCAGGGGUUUUCCUGGUACAAAGGCCGCAGCUAUGCACCCAAUGACUUUCCACAAGCAUUGCGAGAGAAUUUUCAACCAUCCAUGCCUCAAAAACCUGUACAGAAGCAUCCGCAGACGCAAAGCAAUUGGCAACACACUGAUAAGACCAGAUUUCGUGUCCUGAAUUGGAAUGCAGGUGGCCUCAGUGCCUAUCGCCUAGAUGAGUUGAAAAUCUGGAUGAAACAUCAAUGCAUAGAAGCUGCCAUCAUCACUGAAACCAGAUGGAAAUUUGAAAGCACGUGGAGUGAUAGCGAUUUUCAUUUCGUGCACACCGGAGACCUGACACAUGCAGGACAGGGAAUCCUCUGCAUCCUUGCCAAGCAUUUUUGCCCGGCAGACCGAUUGAAAUGGAGAGUUGUUCACCCAGGACGCCUCGUGCACAUUCAGGUCCAACUUGCUAGCAGAGCCAUUGACUUCAUUGGGUGUUACCAACACACCUAUGCAGCCACGACCCAACGACAAACAGCCAGGGCGCAGCUCUGGGACCAACUUGAACAGUUGAUGCAUGGCCUUGUUGCAAGGAACAUCCUAGUUCUGGGCGGCGACUUCAACUGUGAUCUGUUGCAAGCAGCAUCACACAGUGGCCCAGAAAUUUUUCACUGGAGAGGCACUCUCACCCGAGGGGCCUUGCACAGUGACAAUGGCAGAUUCACCUCCCUGGUGCGCCUGCAUGGACUUACCGCCCUGAACACAUGGUCACCGAAAUUAGGACCGACAUAUGAACAUGCCAAUGCUUGCUCCAGAAUUGAUUUCAUCAUGACGCGCAAACAUGUUGCAGAUGGAGUUUCAAAGGACGUUUUGUAUGCCAGAGAUGCUCCUUUUCAGGGAGAGGAUGGACAUGUCCCCAUGAUUGCGCAACUCCGGCAGCAAUGGUAUGCUCCACAUCAACACCGUCAUGCAUGGGGUGUCACGCCGCAACAGAGGAGACAAGGUCAUAUUGCAUGCCGUUUGAACACACCUGAAUGGCAAGCGUUUGUGACUCACACGGCCACUGCACUGACGGACACUCUGACCAAAGCGCGGCACUCAGAAGACGAUGUCAUACCAACCAUGCAUCGAGUAGCCAUUGAAUGUAUGCCGUUCACAGUAGAAGAACUGGAAGCAGAAAUGAGCAGAAUCCCGGAGUCACGUGCAGUGGCCAGACCGUGCGCUCCUGGCACAGUGUGGCGAGCACUUGAACCGGUCAGUAAAUGCAUUGUAGGCCUUUUAACCAGAAAAGCCCUAUGGGAAGCAAUGCCAGCCUUCACACAGAUGCCUCUUUGGGCCUAUCUCCCAGGCAGGUCAACCCAAGAUGCACUGCUCAGAGCACUGCUUGCGGGCCCUACGAGGUGCUGGGCUGACCCAAGACGGCCACUUGCCUCAGACCCACCUCCGCAACCAGACAUGUUUGCAGCCAAAAUGGAUGGACCCAUCAGAGGAGAUGCAGUCCUGACAGAUGCCGAUCUUGCCAACCUGAAACAUCAGGAGUGGGGCACACGUGUGCUCACCAUAGUGGCCACCAGAGCCUGGCACCAUAUGCGGAAGGAGACUGAUGCAUGUGCUUACCUAGCAUCCAGAUGCUGCUUGUGCGACCAAUUCCUGGGCAGAACCCAAGAACUUCACCGCCAUUUGAAGAUACAUCACCCAGAAUUUUGGCCACAUGUGCAAGCCAAAGGCAUUCAGUUAUCCAACCUGUAUGGUGAGGAGACGCCCUGUCCGUUUUGCCAUGCGCUCUUCAAAUCGGCACAUCAAUGCCCGAACUGGGUACAAUUGGCUCUCUUGUUGGUCUACGGAGGAGGUACACAUGAAGGACCAACACCACCUCAGACAGCUUUGCGUUGUGAAAUUUGCAUGGAGUACUUUGCCAACAGUGAUGAACUGAACAACCAUCUUGUGAAAGAGCAUCGUUUGAGCAAUCCAAGUUUCAACCCAGCCAGAGACACCUUGGAAGGAGAACCGGUAUGUGCCCACUGCUUGACCAUGUAUGACAAUGUGGAGUCCCUGCGCUCUCACAUCGUGCAGGGCAGAUGCCUCAAUUUCAAUGCUGAUCUGCCGACAGAAGUUGUGGAUGUUCAGCCCAAAUGGAUUGCAGCCCUCUGUCAGGGCCAAAUGGCCAAUACACUGAGAGAUCCUCACGUUCGCAUGGAACUGACUCUCCAUUGCCAGAACUGCAAGAGCCGGUACCUGAGAGCAUCCGACCUCUCAGGUCACCUCAUGGCUGCUCAUCCAAAGUUAUGGUCAGCGGCUCAGGCCGUUACAGGCUUCCUCGUGGGGCUCCUGUAUGAUGAAACUGGUUGCUUAUGCAACCCCAACAUUGGAAGUCACAGAAGCCAUCACGUGUGCUUGCCCCUGCGCCAGCUUGGAAUGCAAUUCAUGCGACUGCAGGAACCCAUCCUGUAUCCGCACAUCCCGACGGAAGAGGAACUCACAAUGCUGUACUCCAGCCGCCUGGACAGAGAGGCCAGAUUCAUGCUCGAACGUGCCAUCACAGGAAACUCCAUUGAAGCACAUUGGAAAGUACCUGAACUGCUGACCCUAUUGAGACUGCCAUCAUCCUUGGCAAAGCCGCACAUGGCAGACAUUGCAGACGAGGACAUGCCGGAAUCCCAAGAAAUGUCCGAGCAGAUUUGGGCAGCCUUUCAACAUGUGGCACCCUUGAUCGACAAGAGCCUGAAACUGGACCAGAACACGGCGGCACCCAAGCGGCCAAGAAAAGGCGAACUGGUCAAACAAGACCAUCAGCGGGGCCUGCCAGACACGCUCAACCUGGCCAAGGCGAUGUCUCAGCUGGCCAAGUUAGCUCUCAAGCUCGACCGGGACAUGCAGCUGAUGAAACAAGAGGACACUUACAUCUUCUUUUUCAGCAACAAAGGGCCAGACAGCUGCCUGACACUCCUCAUGCAAACCACGGAGACAUGGGCACAGAGCCAUCAAGCACAGAAGCAGGCCAUCACACAGGCACCAAUGAUCCCACUACGCCAGAAAUUGAUGCAGGUUCUGUUCACGACCUUGCUGAACAAACUGGACAGACUGGGAGCCGCCCAGGAGGGCUCCGACGUGAUGAAGGCAGCACUGAGCACUCUGCUGCUGUUGCCAGAUGGAACAUGCCCCUUUCUGGAGUGGGAUCAGGGAUCCAAGAAACUCCGAGUCAGCCAGCGCAAACCGCUGACUCUGAAGCACCUGCACCAGCUCUGCACGGACAUGCUGGAGGCCCUGAGCGAUGUCAACUUGGUCAGACGAUUCCAUGCCCUGCCCACUGGACAGAAUCAGGACGUGACGCCGUGGAAGCUUCAAAUCAGCAUGCGGAGCGAUCAGCCAUGGCAAAUCCUUCAGAUGCUCUCUCAUUCAGCCCUUUGGCUGACAAUGGGGGGUUCUUUGAAGCCUCACAGCCAAACCCAAAGUCCACUGGCACAUCAACUCCAGACGACAUUGGGAAUGACAAAAGGCACCUCGAAAGGCAAGGGCAAAGGGAAAUCCAAGACCAAGACGAAACAAGCAGCCAAAGAGGUCGAUGGUAUGCAAGCAGCCCUGACCACAGCACCGAUUUGCUUGUGCAUCCAUUUGGACAGAUGUGUUCAGACUCCAAGAGGCGACAUCUACAAAAGUGAAUGCAAGAUCAACCCGGACAACACCUGCAUUGUCCCUACGUUUUCAGGUUCAGGACUGCAGCACGAGCCAGUGGAAUAUCAAAUCAUUGCUCUGAUGUCACACCUUGGCAGUGACAAGGGAGGCCACUACCGUUCAGCACUACGAUUGGCGCCAGUCUUGAUUGACAGCACCACACCUGCGGAAUGGCUGUUGACAAAUGACUGGCAUUCCCCCAUCCCUACAUGGAGCAUUCCUGGAUGGAUGUCCCGCACAGCCAAUGUCUUCUGGCUCAUUCGGACUGACUGCAUUCAGCUGUACCGUUACACACAUCGACAGCCCUUGCAGGAGCUCACUGAAACCAUGCCAUCCAACACAGGCCAGACGAUUCCACCAAGGAACCGUAGCAAACGCUACGCUGGCUGGCACGAUGGCAGUGCGCACGAGGGUGAGGGUUGUAACCGCACCACAACGGUUACUGGAGCAGAUGCAUGGAUUACGCAUUUUUGUGCAGAUCCUGCGAACAGUGGACAACCGCCUCCAAGGAACAACGGCCUGGACGCCUGGUUCACGUCCGUAUGCACUUUGAUCGGAGAGCAGUGGACCUGUUGGCACUGUACCAAUAUGUUGACAACCGCAAUCACCAAUCAACACAAGCGAGGGCAGGAGAUUUUAACUGCUCCCUUCCUCGAGCAGCUCCAUGGAUUGGCACAGAUGCCUUCAAGUGGAAUGGACGGCGCAGACAGGGCAUGGUUUCACUGGAGCCGCUGUUGCAGCCUGCAACGUCAACAGCAGCGGCAGACCAGGCAGAUCAAAGCUGCCAAGUUCCGAGAAUUAUGCACAGAGGUAGACAAUGCAGCCAGGGCCCAUGAUGCCCAUUUGAUGUUUCAAAUCAUCAACAGGUAUGCACCCAAGAAGCCUUUGACCAGAGCCCGGCUGCGCACAGCAGAAGGACAAAUCGCCAACCAACAUGUUGCACAUGCCAUCACCGUCCAGUAUGUACGUGACACCUGGAAAGGACCAUCGCAACUGCCUGAAUUCACCGUGAGUGCGCCGGGCCUGCCUUUCACCCGUGCGGAGCUAGUGGAUGCCAUCACAGCGGAACAUCCAAACAAAUCAGUUGCACAGCCAUUCCUGCCAGCGCUGAUAUGGAGCUAUCAUGAGCUAUCGCAUGAUGGAGGAAUUGACAUGGAAGCACCGUUGCAAAUCAGCCUGGCUGGCAUUCAACCGCCUGAAGAAAUGGCUCCAGAGCCGUCAGCUUUCAGUCCGAUACAAACUGCAUUUGUGGAGCGGGCUGACACCAGUGCAUCCGAUGACAUUGUCCUCACGAUCCCAUGGACACAUUUGACCGAAACUCUCCGACUCAUUGAUUCCAUUCAUGACACCAGUGCGCAGGUCACAGCUGCACAGCCACGUCACUGGUGGCGGCCUGCAAUGGAUAGGGUUGACAUUGAAGAUCGGGAACCGGACGCGCACCAGGACAGUGAUGGCUGCAUGCACUGCGGCGAAAUAUUCAUGUCGCGCUCAGGCUUGCGGCGCCACAUAACGGAGGGUCGAUGCAUGUCUUUCGACCCCCUGUCGAGCCCCCAGCCUCUGAACGCUGCUGAUCGAUGGUCCUCCUUGCUUGCUGCAGGACAGUUCACAGCUCCGGCCCUUACAGCAAUACACCGCAUCAAGCUGACUCUGACAUGUCAAUUCUGCGGGACGCGAUACCAGCGCCAGGGCGACCUUGUGGCUCAUCUCCUGCAGUCCCACCCGGCACUCUGGAACAAUUCACAAGAAACAUUGAGAUUUCUUUUGCAGACGGUCAUUGCUCACACAGGAUGCCUUUGCAACCCACAGGUACAUCAGAACAAUCGCACUCACGUGUGCACAGUGGUGCGUCAACUUGCUAUGGCCUUUCACCAAAGUGAACUGGAGGUAUUGGUACCCACGGUGUACAGUCCUCAGCUUCUGGACGCAAUGUUGAUCAAUCUUGGCAACACUGAACAAAUUCAGCGCCUGAGAGUUUUGCUACAGGAACGCAAUUUCUCCAGCUUGUGGCAGGACCUGGACGUGCUGAUCCUGCUCAGAUCGCUCUUCUGCUGUUGCCAACCCAUGGACUACGGGGCGUGGGACUCCCACGACCAAGCGCUGAUGGACAGCCUGCAAGCGCUGGCACCAAUGUUCCUGGGUACUCGCAAACAGGAGCUCGCAAACGACGACAGGACAACCAAACGCCACAAGGGGCCCAAACAAGAGGAGCACGGAGAUCAACGACAAGUACAGGUGUUGACACAGGUCGUCACGAAGAUGGCACAACUGCUCCUGAACCACGAGCGCAGCCUCCAGACCUUGCACCAUCAGGACUCCUACGUUAUCUUUGCCCGCACCCAUCCAAUCGGAAUGAUGCCCAUCAUGGCCACACUGGCACAGGAAUGGAAGACGAAAGCGCCACAGAACCAGGAGAACCCCCAAUGGUUGACAUUACGCAGCCAUCUCCUCCGAGGUCUCCUACAAGAACUGCUGACCAGAGUGGUGCAACUGCAAGAGAGCCAGCCAGGACAGCAAUUAUGGGACACCGCGGUGACGAAGCAGACCAUCCUGCAGGACGGGUCAUGGGUCUACAUGAAGUGGUCACCAUCGGACCAACAACUCAUUCCCACCAAGCGGACACCCAUUCCGAUGGGUCAGAUGGUGAAGCUCCUGAAGGUCUUGAUCGCAGCUCUCCAGGACAACAUGCACGUCCUCCGUUUUCAGAGCCUCAAGACGCAGCAAGAAGUCACCCCAUGGAUCCUCCAGCUGACCUUGCGGGACUCAGAACUGUGGGCCACAUUCAACGAGCUGACGGGGAACUCAGUGUGGGGCCUCAUGGCCAUGUCGUUGAAGAGGCACCAACAGGUGUACUCCAAACCUGCCCAACAGCUGGCCGACCUCCUGGGCAAGGGCAAAGGACGCGGCAAGGGGAAACAGGUGAAGCAGCAGCCAUCCACCCCGACGACAUCGACGCCAACAGCGUGA